AUGCAGGCAGACGACGACGACGACGACGACGACGACGACGACGACGACAGAAGACAGAAGACGACGACAGAAGACAGAAGACGACGACAGAAGACAGAAGACGACGACAGAAGACAGAAGACGACGACAGAAGACAGAAGACGACGACAGAAGACAGAAGACGACGACAGAAGACAGAAGACGACGACAGAAGACAGAAGACGACGACAGAAGACAGAAGACGACGACAGAAGACAGAAGACGACGACAGAAGACAGAAGACGACGACAGAAGACAGAAGACGACGACAGAAGACAGAAGACGACGACAGAAGACAGAAGACGACGACAGAAGACAGAAGACGACGACAGAAGACAGAAGACGACGACAGAAGACAGAAGACGACGACAGAAGACAGAAGACGACGACAGAAGACAGAAGACGACGACAGAAGACAGAAGACGACGACAGAAGACAGAAGACGACGACAGAAGACAGAAGACGACGACAGAAGACAGAAGACGACGACAGAAGACAGAAGACGACGACAGAAGACAGAAGACGACGACAGAAGACAGAAGACGACGACAGAAGACAGAAGACGACGACAGAAGACAGAAGACGACGACAGAAGACAGAAGACGACGACAGAAGACAGAAGACGACGACAGAAGACAGAAGACGACGACAGAAGACAGAAGACGACGACAGAAGACAGAAGACGACGACAGAAGACAGAAGACGACGACAGAAGACAGAAGACGACGACAGAAGACAGAAGACGACGACAGAAGACAGAAGACGACGACAGAAGACAGAAGACGACGACAGAAGACAGAAGACGACGACAGAAGACAGAAGACGACGACAGAAGACAGAAGACGACGACAGAAGACAGAAGACGACGACAGAAGACAGAAGACGACGACAGACGUCGGUGCUGCUGAACAAGUGCACUCUGUAAACGAUGAAAUAUGA
Molecule: messenger RNA, 957 nt
Organism: Schistocerca cancellata (South American locust)
Lineage: Eukaryota; Metazoa; Arthropoda; Insecta; Orthoptera; Acrididae
Product: eukaryotic translation initiation factor 3 subunit A
Exons: 1
Coding region: 1-957 (318 amino acids)
Source: RefSeq, a predicted model, not a curated record